CCAACUAUUAAAAUAGUCGGAGGUGGGACGCGGGGCGGUUCAGCAGCUCCAACAGUAACGCAGCAGCAGCUCCAACACCACCGCACGGAUAAUAAGCAAGUCGGGUGGCUGCAGACAUGGAUCGUUCGCGUUUCGCCCGCAAUGGCGGUAUCUGCAGGCAUUUCUUGAAUGGCUCGUGCAGAUAUGGCUCAAGAUGCCAUUAUUUACAUGAAUUACCCGCUGAACCGCCGUCCCAAAUAUGUCGGUUCUUCCAGAAAGGUGCAUGCUGGUAUGGUGAACGCUGCAGGUAUAUCCAUAUCCCCCAAUCUGAAGGUGGUGCAGAUGUUGCAGGUCGAAGACUGGCUAUACCAACAGUCUUCUCCUCCACAUCCUCUUCCUCCUCUUCUUCCUCCACCUCCGUGGCCCAAGGCACAGCUGACAGACAAGGUUCUGAGACCUUUGCUCGUAUGCAGGCUGAUGUGUCGCCAAGGCGUCAACGUGGCACAUCGGGGUCCAUGGUGACCUCUGCAAAUGUCGUAGACACUGGGAACAGAAACACUGCGAAGCGAUUACAUGAUGCUCAUUCCCGAGUGCCGGCCAAGAGCUCAGAUCAGUGUGACGCAAAUAUGUGUGACAAAGAGGAAAGUCUUCCCAGUAGCACAGAAGCCGCGGGUGCCUCUGCGUCCUCGUGCACCGACGGGACGUUGGAGGCAUUCCUGCAGAGUCGGGAUAUCACCUGUGGCAUAUGCAUGGACAAGGUGUAUGAGAAGAUGGACCGUAGAAACCAGGUGUUUGGAAUCCUACCCAACUGCAGUCAUGCCUUCUGCCUGCAGUGCAUCAUGACCUGGAGGAAAACCAGAAACCUCGGGCCUGAUAUUGUCAAGACCUGCCCACAAUGCAGGGUGAGAUCAGCCUUCUAUAUACCUAACAAAUACUGGGUGGAAGGUCAAGCAAAGGAAAGCCUAAUAGCAGACUUCAAACAAAAAUUCAGUAAGCGAAGCUGCAGUUAUUAUGCACGAUACGAACACUGUCCCUUUGAAACGGAGUGUCUCUAUCGGCAUGACAGGACUGCACGCCGCACAUCAUUCUUGUGUACUACAGAUGAUGAAGAUGACGAUGAAGACUACGAUGAUGACGAAGACUAUGAUGGUCUGCUCAAUUUCUUUAUAGCCAUGACGCUUCUUCGUGCUGAUGAGGAUGGUGACGGUGACAAUGUUGACGAUGAUGGUGACAACUUUGACAUUCCUUUUUUCCUAGCGGAGUAUGGAUUCUGAACCCUCUUUUCCUCUUUCACACGCAAUUUCCUCAGUGUGGAAAUGGGUCCUAGAAAAAAUUGUCACCACAAGUCGAUAUAACUGUUACGACGCGACUGUCCCCCUUGGAUCGGUAAUGAGGCUUUUGGAGUAGGCAAGGCUCAGUCGUUAUUAGUAGCAGGACAUGUGCUUACUGACCUGCUAUCCCUCAAACCGAGAGGAAACCUGAUUUGACCUGCUGUAGUGGACAGCUAGAAAUAAAGGUGCACAUUGAUCAAGAUACUGUGCUCUGGUUGUAAACUGUUUGUCUGUUAACUGUCUUGACAGGAUAAAUGUGUUUUUUUUUUUUCCUUCCUCCGGCCAUAGUGAUUAAAACUUUGACAUCUUGUACAUUUAUCUUUAUGCCGCUGUAGUUAGAGAUAAUUGCUUAAAGCGGAAUUGACCAGAAAAAAGUGAUUUUAAGUGUUGUGUGGAUAGUCCUUUUUAAAUUGUCUAAGGAAAAAGUGUACUGUACCCCUUGAUGGUUGAUGUCCAAUCCUGAAUAUUCCUGCCUCGAUUGUACCCCAAUGAAACUCUAGUUUUGGCAUAACCAUUGAAAUGUUUUUUUAAAUUUCUUUUAACAAGUUGUACUUGUACAUUGAAAAUAAACAUUAUUUCA
This is a messenger RNA of Syngnathus acus (greater pipefish), 1890 nucleotides long. RefSeq names its product makorin, ring finger protein, 4 (gene mkrn4). The coding region runs from base 117 to 1253 and encodes 378 amino acids. The record is from RefSeq and is a predicted model, not a curated record. Lineage: Eukaryota; Metazoa; Chordata; Actinopteri; Syngnathiformes; Syngnathidae. Gene Ontology annotation, biological process: protein polyubiquitination. Gene Ontology annotation, molecular function: metal ion binding; ubiquitin protein ligase activity. The transcript has 8 exons.